Anastrepha obliqua is the source of this 1459-nucleotide messenger RNA. Its product is annotated as pH-sensitive chloride channel 2-like. Gene Ontology annotation, biological process: chloride transmembrane transport; chemical synaptic transmission; signal transduction. NCBI's taxonomy places the organism in Eukaryota, Metazoa, Arthropoda, Insecta, Diptera, Tephritidae. The coding region runs from base 1 to 1458 and encodes 485 amino acids. Gene Ontology annotation, cellular component: neuron projection; synapse; membrane. Gene Ontology annotation, molecular function: chloride channel activity; transmembrane signaling receptor activity; extracellular ligand-gated monoatomic ion channel activity. The record is from RefSeq and is a predicted model, not a curated record. The transcript is spliced from 2 exons.
AUGAGAAUUUUAUUUGUAGCUCUACAGAUCUGUGUAAUUAACCUUAAUCUAGUUUUGGGUGAUACCAUCGAAGAACCCAUUCUAAGUUCUUUGAAUACGGGAAAUGCAAAUUCAAAAACGUGCACCGACUUCAAUAUAUCUGAUUCAGAGACUACAACGAAUUGUCCCUCGCUCCAGAAUGCCGACUCGCUGUCACAAACACAACUGAUUUUUCGACUUACCUCACCAUGUCGCUAUGAUCGCUUUGAGAGGCCGUGCCCAGUGCCUGAAAAUAAAUGCUUGGUUGAAAAACCGACGGAUGUUUAUGUGCGGCUUUAUAUUUAUGCCAUAAAAAUAACGGAUGCUAAUAAUUUGGACUUUAACAUUUUUGGGUUUCUACAACUUCGCUAUUUUGAUUUUAGAUUAGCUUUUGAAGGCUAUGCUCCAAAUCGUGUGCAGCCCAUAUAUGGCGAGACUGAAUUACGCGAGCGACUUUGGGUGCCGCCAAUACUAUUUGCAAAUGAGCAAAACUCCGCUUUUCUGGGAACGGAUGAAAAUGAUAUUUUGACAAUUGUCAUGCCAAAUGGAAUGCUAACCCUUUCAACUCGCAUACAAGCGUCAUUGUCGUGUUGGAUAGCCGUAAAUAAAUUCCCCUUCAACGAUCUACAAUGUUCUGCAAUAAUAGAAAGUUGGCUGUACAAUUCUUCGGAAGUGCUAUUGCAUUGGGAGGAUGCAGCCGUCGAUUUUGAUCAAAAUAUAAACUCGACAGAGUACGCCUUGCAAGACUCUUGGAAUAAUGAGACGGUUGUGCAAAAUAGAAGAACUGAUUUGCGCUAUUCCUUAUUGGGUGGCAACUAUAGUUCGAUAAGUUUUACUGUUUACUUAACACGGAGUUCGCUGUUUUACACCACGUCCUAUUUUCUACCUUCAAUGAUGCUUGUCGGAAUGUCUUGGGUUUCGUUUUGGCUUCAACCAGACCAAACACCAGCACGAACUACCUUAGGCACAAGCACCAUGCUCUCGCUUUUUACAUUAACUUCAUAUUAUAAUAGAGAAAUCAAUACAUUAAGUUAUCCGCAGUUUUUCGAAGUUUGGUUUUUCAGCUGUACAUUCUUCAUAUUUGGCAGUCUAAUUGAAUUUGCAUUUGUGAAUACUAUUUGGCGCCGAAAGCGAUGCUUGAAAUUGAAGAAAGUAAAUAGUAAAUACAUUUUCAAAUCAACUUUAACUCCGAAGGUUAUACCACAGAAAAAUAUCUAUGAUUGCGAGACGGAUGGCAACAUAAAAGGUUUCACUGAUAAUAAUCGUGAGCUGCAGUCAACUAAAGUACAUGAAAAUGUUGCUAGAUGCGAUGACGAAACAUGGAUUACGAUGACACCACAAGAGACUUCGCUUUGGAUUGAUCGCAAAGCGAGAUUUGUGUUUCCUUUACUUUUUCUUAUUUUUAAUGCAAUUUAUUGGACCUUCAUAUUAUGCUUGUAAU